UGGGCUUCACGCCCGCCGGCGUGAACGUCGUUUAACGCCCCGGGGGCGUGAAACGCCGCCCCCCUCCGGCGUUAUUUGGGCAUGAUCCGGCGUGCGUCAAAGGAAUGACGCUGCGUCAUUCCAUUCCCAUCCCCCCUUAACGGCUAUAAUAGCCGUUGCACCCCCCCCAUUCAAAAAAAAAAAUUCUUAUAAAUUCAAACCCCCCAUCCCAAUCUCUCACACCUUCUCCAUCUUCAAUCUCUUCUUCUUCCCAAUUUUUAAAAUUCGAAAUUACCCCCUCUCUUUUCAACAUGAAUCCCUCCGGCUCCGGCUUCUUUCCCGACAAUCUCGCCCCCGUCGACGCCGCGAUGUGGUAUUACCAAGAGUUGGGCGAUCAACCGCCGAUGUACGAGACGCAACAAUCGGGGUACGUCGACCGAGAUUCGGUUCCGGAGACUCAACCGGAACCGUCCGGAUCGAAAAAAAGUACACGCCGGAGGAGCCACAAAGCCAAAAGCACGUUGACCGAGGCGGCACGGUCAAUCCAAAAGUGGACGCCGGAGGAGGAGUGCAUAUUGGCGUCGACUUGGGUUGACGUCUCCGAGCAUCCUAUCAUUGGUACGGAGCAAACAAAGGAUGCGAUGUGGGAUCGUAUCGAGGAGAAGUUCUUCACGGCAAUGAAGAAGGACGACUCCUACCGAACUCGGGACCAACUCACUUCCAAAUGGAGCCACAUCAACAAAAAAGUCCGAAAGUUUAUGGGAGUUUACGAGGAAUGCUCCCGGUCCCGGAGGAGCGGCACGAACGACGCCGAUGUUCUCCGGCUUGCCACGACCCGGUAUCAAGACGACGGGAACCAAGGCAAGGUGCCCAUCGAUCUUUGGAGGAUUUUGAGUCGUUCCUCGAAGUGGCAACAACUCAACAAUCCCGACGGCGGAUCGUUCCGGAAAAGAUCCACCGUCGACGCCGAGGUUGAGGUCGACGAGACUAUCGGUUCUACCGAUCAAAUCCCUUCCUUCAACGUUGCGGAUUCCGAUGACGAGGACCCUAUUCCACGGCCGAUCGGAAGAAAGAAGGCAAAAUCUAUUGCCUCUGGUUCGGGAGGGUCCGCCUCUGUUUCCGCUUCUCCCCGCGACGAAAUCGGCCGGGCAAUGAUUGAACAACUUCGGGCGUUCAAUCUUCAAGAACAAGAGAGGUUGAAGCUAAAGGAGAAGGAGUUGAAGCUAAAGGAGCAGGAGGCCGAGAUGAAAGUCAUGCAAACCGACUCCGGGACCCUUGACCUGAGUGAACGCUCCCAUCGUCUUCUUCUUCUUCUUCUCUCCGCCCGCCGCCUCUUGACCGUUUUUACAUUUCUCCGAGUUGUAGCGAUGGGGAGCCGGAACAGUGAACAACUCAGAUUUUGCAUUGACAGAGGGGGAACAUUCACUGAUGUGUAUGCUGAGAUUCCGGGGCAGUCUGAAGGACGUGUUAUGAAACUACUAUCUGUAGAUCCUUCUAAUUAUGAUGAUGCUCCUGUAGAAGGCAUCAGGAGGGUCUUGGAGGAAUUUACUGGGAAGAAGAUUCCCCGUGGUUCAAAAAUCCCUACAGACAAGAUUGAAUGGAUACGAAUGGGAACAACUGUAGCAACCAAUGCCUUGCUAGAAAGACGAGGCGAGAGAAUAGCCCUUUGUGUGACUAGAGGCUUCAAAGAUUUGCUGCAAAUCGGUAACCAGGCCCGUCCAAAUAUUUUUGACCUCACUGUGUCAAAACCUUCCAAUCUUUAUGAGGAAGUCGUAGAGGUUGAUGAAAGAGUUGAGCUUGUCCUCGAGAAGGAUGAAUUAAAGCCAGACUCUUCUGCCUCAAUAUUUCAAGGUGUUUCAGGUGAGCGCGUGAGAGUUGUGAAGCCCCUAAAUGAAGAAACACUAAAACCACUGCUCAAAGCUCUGCUGGAAAAGGGAAUCAGUUGCUUAGCUGUGGUUCUAAUGCAUUCCUACACUUACCCACACCAUGAGAUGCUUGUCGAGAAGCUAGCUUUGAGUUUGGGCUUUAAGCACGUAUCAUUAUCAUCUGCUCUGACUCCUAUGGUUCGUGCGGUCCCACGAGGUUUCACCGCAAGUGUAGAUGCAUACUUGACUCCCGUUAUCAAGGAAUAUCUAUCCGGGUUCAUGUCCCAAUUUGAAGAAGGACGAGUGAAGUUGAAUGUCUUGUUUAUGCAAUCAGACGGAGGUCUUGCACCAGAGAGCAAGUUUUCUGGCCACAAAGCAAUUCUGUCUGGUCCAGCAGGUGGUGUAGUUGGUUACUCGCAGACACUUUUUGGAAGCGAGACAAACAAGGCCCUCAUAGGGUUCGACAUGGGCGGUACUUCCACUGAUGUCAGUCGGUAUGCGGGCAGCUAUGAACAAGUCAUUGAAACGCAGAUUGCCGGCACAAUCAUUCAGGCCCCUCAGCUUGACAUAAACACUGUAGCAGCCGGAGGUGGUUCAAAGUUAAAGUUUCAGAUGCAAACCCGGGACCCGUUUUGCUACCGUAAGGGAGGGCAGCUUGCAGUCACAGAUGCAAACCUCAUUCUGGGAUAUAUUAUUCCUGAAUAUUUCCCUUCUAUUUUUGGUCCCAAUGAAGACUUGCCGCUGGAUAUUGAUGCUACACGAAAAGAGUUUGAGAAACUCGCGAUAGAUAUCAACUCCUAUAGGAAGGCUCAGGAUCCAUCGGCUAAGGACAUGACUGUGGAGGAAAUCGCCCAGGGGUUUGUGAAUGUGGCCAAUGAAACCAUGUGCCGUCCAAUAAGGCAAUUGACUGAGAUGAAGGGACACGAGACAAGAAACCACGCUCUAGCUUGCUUCGGAGGCGCUGGGCCCCAACAUGCCUGUGCCAUUGCUAGAUCAUUGGGUAUGAAUGAAAUUCUAAUCCAUAGGUUCUGUGGGAUUUUGAGUGCUUAUGGGAUGGGAAUGUCAGAUGUGGUUGAAGAGGCACAAGAACCAUAUUCUGCUGUUUAUGGCCCUGAAUCUGUUCUCGAGGCAUCUCGCAGAGAAAAUGCUUUGCUGAAGCAGGUGAAGGAGAGUCUGCUACAGCAAGGGUUCAGAGAGGAAAACAUCACGACAGAGACAUACUUAAAUCUAAGGUAUGAGGGAACCGACACGGCAAUAAUGGUUAAAAGAAUUGGCAAUGACAAUGAAUCUGUGUGGGAUUAUGCCUCUGAGUUUGUCAAGUUAUUCCAACGGGAAUACGGAUUCGAACUUGUAAACAGAGAUAUACUGAUAUGCGACGUGAGAGUUCGUGGCAUUGGACACACUAAUAUACUGAGGCCACAUGUGUUGGAUCCGGCCGCGUCCACUCCGAAAGUCGAAACUCAUCACAAGGUCUAUUUUGGGAAUGAAUGGUAUGACACUCCUUUAUACAAGCUUGAGGGUUUGACAUAUGGUCAUGUUAUUCUGGGGCCGGCUAUUAUAAUGAACGGUAAUAGCACCGUGAUAGUACAACCCAACUCUAAAUCGACUAUAACCAGAUAUGGAAACAUCAAAAUAGAAAUAGAGUCCACUUCAGAUACAUUGUUGAAAGUAGAGGGGAAAAUCGCAGAUGUUGUCCAGCUCUCAAUCUUCAACAACAGGUUCAUGGGAAUCGCGGAACAGAUGGGCCGAACCCUGCAGAGAACUUCCAUAUCCACAAACAUCAAGGAAAGGCUGGAUUUCUCCUGUGCCCUCUUUGGCCCUGACGGGGGCCUGGUGGCAAACGCGCCGCAUGUUCCUGUUCACUUGGGGGCAAUGUCCAGCACAAUCCGGUGGCAGCUGCAGUACUGGGGCGACAAUCUGCACGAAGGAGAUGUUUUGGUCACCAACCACCCUUCCGCUGGCGGCAGCCACCUGCCUGAUAUCACUGUCAUAACGCCUGUUUUCAACAAAGGUGAGUUGAUAUUCUUUGUCGCGAGUAGAGGGCAUCACGCCGAGAUCGGAGGCAUUACCCCUGGGAGCAUGCCACCCUUUUCAAAGUCCAUCUGGGAGGAGGGGGCUGCCAUAAAGGCCUUCAAGCUCGUGGAGAAGGGUAUUUUUCAGGAAGAAGGAAUCACUAACCUUCUCCAAUUCCCAAUCUCUGAGAGCUCCGGGCGCAAAAUCCCAGGAACACGUAGGCUUCAAGACAACUUAUCAGAUCUUCGUGCCCAAGUGGCUGCAAAUCAGAGAGGGAUUACCCUUAUAAAGGAGCUCGUCGAUCAAUACGGCCUGGACACUGUACAAGCCUACAUGAAUCACGUGCAGGCGAAUGCAGAAGGAGCAGUGCGAGAAAUGCUCAAAUCUGUUGCUGCCACUGUCUCUUCUGAUUCCUCAUUGGUCACCAUUGAAGAGGAAGAUUCCAUGGAUGAUGGGUCUAUCAUACACUUAAAACUCACCAUUGAUCCUCAAAAGGGAGAAGCUCUCUUCGAUUUCUCGGGGACCAGUCCCGAAGUUUACGGCAACUGGAAUGCUCCGGAAGCCGUGACGGCUGCCGCGGUUAUUUAUUGCCUUCGGUGCUUGGUGAACGUGGACAUCCCUCUUAACCAGGGCUGCUUGGCUCCUGUGAAGAUACAUAUACCCCACGGCUCUUUCCUCUCCCCUAGUGACACCUCAGCAGUCGUGGGUGGCAAUGUCCUCACGUCUCAGAGAAUAACCGACGUCAUCCUCACUGCAUUUCGGGCGUGCGCUUGCUCCCAGGGCUGCAUGAACAACUUGACGUUCGGGGACGAGAGUUUCGGGUACUACGAGACCAUCGGCGGCGGGAGCGGAGCGGGGCCCACGUGGGACGGCACCGGCGGGGUCCAGUGUCACAUGACCAACACCCGGAUGACCGACCCGGAAAUCUUCGAGCAGCGGUACCCCGUGGUGGUGCGCAGGUUUGGGAUGAGAGAGAACAGCGGCGGCGCGGGACUGCACAGAGGGGGCGACGGGCUCGUCCGGGAGAUCGAGUUCAAACGGCCCGUCGUCGCGAGCAUCCUUUCGGAGAGGCGCGUGCACGCGCCGAAGGGGUUGAAUGGCGGGAAACCCGGUGCCCGGGGCUCGAACUACCUCGUCACGAAGGACAACCGGGUCGUGUAUCUUGGCGGGAAAAACACCGUCGAGGUGCGGGCGGGUGAAAUUCUUCGCAUUUUGACCCCGGGCGGCGGCGGAUGGGGAUCGAGUUAACGGGGGGAGUUUUAGAGCACGGCCAGUGCUAGCACUAUUUUGGAUCCUAGUUAUGGUCUCACAAAUUGCCCAAAAGGAUGUUGCUAGGGCUAGUUUAUGUUGAUUUUCUUUAGGAGGACAUGUUUGAAAUGUUGCUCGAUUGAAGUGUAUCCCAUAUUCUUUAUGUAUGGUUGAUAUAUCGAAUUAAUGAAAUGUUCAAUGUAUA
This is a messenger RNA of Cuscuta campestris, 5310 nucleotides long. Lineage: Eukaryota; Viridiplantae; Streptophyta; Magnoliopsida; Solanales; Convolvulaceae. The record is from the annotation of a GenBank genome assembly.